AUGCCAGGCGAGAGAAGGUUUUUUACAAGGUACGCUUGCCAAAUUCAGCUACGUUUUUACAUGCCCUAUUAAUAAUUUUUUUUUCUUACAAUCUUUGAAAGUGAUAAGAAGAAUACAAUGCAAAAAAAAAUUAUAUAUAGCCCAUUCCCCGCCAGCUUGUGACUUUUUUUUUACAGCAAAAAGACCGUAUACAAAAAUAAAUCAAUUUUGAUCCCGCGCCGCUUCAAGAUCUUUGGUUUUUGUUGUCUUUGUUUCAGUUUUGUAAUGCAAAACGCUGUUCUCACAGUAGCUUUUUUUCAUUCAAAAAGUGUCCGUCUAACAUAUUUUUGGCGCUUUUAUAAACAUAUAAGCAAAUAGAAUCAAAAAAAUUUUUCGUACAAAUUUCGAUCAGAAUUGGACGGAUGAUUGAAUAUAUAUAUAUAUAUAUAUAUAUAUAUAUAUAUAUAUUGAUUUACACUGUUUGUAGUUUUCGAUUCUAACAGAAAGGUUGUUUUUCAGGGCUUGCGCCAAGAAAAAAGCAAGAGAUGCGCUUUACGAAGAUUUGUUCUCAAGUGUGGUCGAAAAAGCUUUUCUGACCCCCGUCGAGCAGGUAUAUUAUUUACACAUUUUUCUUCCAAAAAAAAAGAGUAUAAUAAAUUACAUAGGAAGACCUUUCUUGUGACGAGGCUCCGAUCAACGGACCUUUAAAGAGAAAAAAGACUAAAGGUUUGACCUGUCAAUGCGGCUCUCUUUUCGAGAAACACGCUCAGCUUCAUGAGCACAUAGUUUCUGAGGUUGUCUUUCGCACAACUGACUGAUAAAGCAGCCCAUUGCAGCACGGAAACGACGAUUUCGUUUCGUGCAAAGAAUGUGGCAUUCGGAGAGAGGCUAUUCAUCGCAAUAACGUGUGCCAGUGAGUAAUUUUUUUAAUUAAAAAAACUUUUUUUCUAUUUAUAUGAAACAUGAAAGCAACCUUUAAAUGGUUUUUCAUUACAUAAGACAAUAAGACACUCUCCGCAAUUUUUUUCUUUACAAUUUUAAUGAGAGUUUUAUCGAAAUAGAUCAAAAUUAUAGAAAAAAAAAACGGGGAGGUGAACCAAUAUAUACACCAUCUAUCCAUUAUGUCUUCAAAAAAAAAAGUUUUAGGAUAAAAAUGGGCGAAAACGGGGAGGUGAACCACUCAGAAAGUGCAAACACACAAAGUGCAUACGCAGAAUUCGAAAUUUCACAUACAUCACCCUUCGCAAAUGAAAACUCGCUAUUGUCGUAGCACCGAAAAAAAGAAUCUUGUGGAAGUGAAUGCGUAUUUUAAAAGUCUUAUAUCUAAGGCUCGGCGGGAAAGUUGACUACCUGUAUUAUUCACCUGGUUUCAUUUAUCACGCGUUCUCCGAGAGUAUCGAUGAGUUGCCAAAACAGUGAAGUAAUAAAAAUAAUGUUGCCUUUUUCGAGCUCAUACUUUCAUCACAGAACUACACCAGCUUUUGAAACUUUUAAUUGAGGUUUUGACAGCCUCCGCCCCUUUUGAGAAUUACUGUAGCGAAAACAUAAAAAAAAAUCGAACUUUUUUUUUUCCGUGGUCCAAAUCGAAUGGAACUUUUUUUCCAAACAAAAACCAGUAAGCUACUGAAUAUCGGUAAAAUUUUGAAUUCCAUGAAUGAAUUUUAUGAAAUUUUUUGAAAUUGGUGAGAUUUUUCAGACUUUCCCUCUCUUUGAGCUAUCGAACUCGAAAAUGAUUGAAGCCAAACUUUGCCUCAGAUACAUUCACUUAUAUUAUCUAACCGUUCCAGAUGUGACGGAUGUGUUUUUUAUAUCUCAAAGUCAGUUUUUCAACGGUUUCCCAAAAAUUCAAGUUUUUUUUUUGAUUUUCGUACGAAAAUAUUUUUCUCUGAGGUUUUCCUCCAGUUUUAUCAUUUCUCACAUUUCGCUUCUGUAAAAAACGCUCUAUCAAUGAAAAGCUACAAAAACAAGGCUUUUGAAGUGUUUCAUUGCUUAAAUUCCGUGAAACUUGCUUGUGCUAGCUUUAAUUGGUACUGUUGAUUUAAAAUCAUAUGUAAUGAUCUGAGGCAAAAUUUGGCUUCAAUAAGUUUCUAGUUCGGUAUUUUAAAAGGAGCAAAAAUCUGAAAAACCUUGCAAAUUUCAGAAAAGCUUGUAACAUUCUAAUUCGAAAUGUAAAGUAACUCCAGAUAAUGUCAAAAACAGUUUACUACUCUUGUAGAUCUUUUUUUGUAAAAAAUUUAAUGAUUUUCGAAGAUUUGGCUAACUUCGAAUUGGACGCGUUCAGAGUUGGAGGUCAACUGGAUCAAUUGAAACUGGAAAAAUAUGGACAAGUUUAAAAAGAAUAAAUUUUCACGGAUCGGGUGGUUCUUCCCACCUAAAAACAAAAAAAAUGCACGAUUUUUAAAGAAAAUUAACUUUUUUCGGGGUGAAAAAAAAAUUCAAAAGAAGGUAAUAUACAAAAAUGUUCAUUCUGAUACUGGCUUUCGUUUAAAAGAAGUUCCAUUUGAUUUGGAGCACGUAGAAGAAUGUAAAAAAUUUUUUCGUAUUUUGGCUACAGUAAUCUGAUAGUGAGGACUAUACCGCGCAUCUCAAGAAAUAUUCUAGAAGGUAAUUUGAAAAAAAAAAUGUUUCACACGUAUUUGUGCGAAGAACGCACUAUGAGGUUUCAGUAUUUGCGAGCUUUUUCGUUCUCAACUUGGAUGA
This is a messenger RNA of Caenorhabditis auriculariae, 2679 nucleotides long. NCBI's taxonomy places the organism in Eukaryota, Metazoa, Nematoda, Chromadorea, Rhabditida, Rhabditidae. The record is from the annotation of a GenBank genome assembly.